AUCUCACUGCUUCCUCCUUCCUAUCCCUCUCUAUAUGACAAGCAUGAGCUCCUUCCCAUUCCUUCAACUAAUCAGGCGAAACUAGUCAAGUCUCUCCCACUCCUUCUACACCAUGGCAUCGCAACCCCACCCCUCCCCCUUCCUGAUCUCCCGCCUCCUCCUCCUCCUCGCCCUCGCUGCCACCUCCCAUGCCGGAAGCAUCGCCGUCUACUGGGGCCAGUACACCGACGAGGGCACCCUCGCCGACACCUGCUCCACUGGCCUCUACUCCUACGUCAACAUCGCCUUCCUCAACGACUUCGGCAACAACCAAACCCCUUCCCUCAACCUCGCCGGCCACUGCAACCCCGCUGCCGGUACCUGCACCAGCCUCACCUCCGACAUCCAGUCCUGCCAGUCCAAGGGCGUUAAGGUCCUCCUCUCCCUCGGCGGCGCCACCGGAAGCUACUCCCUCAGCUCCGCCGCGGACGCCCAGAACGUCGCCAGCUACCUCUGGGACAAAUUCCUCGGCGGCAGCUCCUCCUCUCGCCCCCUCGGCACCGCCGUCCUCGACGGCAUCGACUUCGACAUCGAGCAAGGAAGUGCAGACAACUACGACGUUCUCGCGAAGGCUCUGUCGCAGUUCAGCAGCCAGGGGAAGAAGGUCUACCUCUCGGCGGCCCCGCAGUGCCCCUACCCCGACAAGCACCUUAACACGGCGCUGCAGACCGGGCUUUUCGACUACGUCUGGAUUCAGUUUUACAAUAACAAAGGGUGCGAUUACUCGUCGGGGAAUAUCAACAAUUUGAGCAUUUCGUGGAGCCAGUGGACGUCUGGCGUGACGGCGACGAAUAUAUUCUUGGGGGUGCCGGCGUCGACCGCUGCAGCCGGGAGUGGGUAUAUUCCGCCAAACGUGCUCACUUCUCAGGUGCUGCCGGUGGUUAAGACCUCGUCCAAGUAUGGGGGAAUUAUGGUGUGGAACAGGUACUUUGAUGAGAUGAGCAACUACAGCGCCACCGUGAAGAGCAGCGUCUGAAUUUUGCUAUGGUUAUAUAUUUUAGAGGGUCAGAGGCAGAGAAUUAGUUUUGAUGAUGUUUAGUUAAAUAAUGGUCUGCUACUGUAUGUUAACAGACCCCUGCUGUAUGCUUUCUUCCUCAACUUGCAAUAAAAACCGGGUGGCGUCUUUUUUCCUC
Phoenix dactylifera (date palm) is the source of this 1172-nucleotide messenger RNA. Its product is annotated as acidic endochitinase-like. NCBI's taxonomy places the organism in Eukaryota, Viridiplantae, Streptophyta, Magnoliopsida, Arecales, Arecaceae. Gene Ontology annotation, molecular function: chitinase activity. Gene Ontology annotation, biological process: carbohydrate metabolic process. Gene Ontology annotation, cellular component: extracellular region. The record is from RefSeq and is a predicted model, not a curated record.